This is a messenger RNA of Polyodon spathula (Mississippi paddlefish), 1576 nucleotides long. RefSeq names its product tRNA-yW synthesizing protein 1 homolog (S. cerevisiae) (gene tyw1). NCBI's taxonomy places the organism in Eukaryota, Metazoa, Chordata, Actinopteri, Acipenseriformes, Polyodontidae. The annotation marks the transcript as partial. Gene Ontology annotation, biological process: wybutosine biosynthetic process. The record is from RefSeq and is a predicted model, not a curated record. The transcript has 11 exons. Gene Ontology annotation, molecular function: 4 iron, 4 sulfur cluster binding; FMN binding; catalytic activity.
AUGGCCGCCUGCUAUUAAUGCUCGCUGGAAUUAUUAUUAUUAUUCUUUAAAAUUUUAAUCACUGUUGUACUGUUUGCAAGGGCUGGCAACUAUUGGAAAAAUACAUAACAAUUGACAGUACUGCAUCACACAAUCAUGUUGUAUUGGGCGGCUUUGAUCCUGUUGCAACUAGCAUUACAGGUGUUUGCAGUGCAGGGAGGGGAUGCAGCAGCAGCAGAAGAAGAUUUUUGGAGUUCUCCUUAUUACACGUGUUUCAUAUCGCUAUGGCAAAACAGAGUCUGCAUUUACUCUGUGGGAGGUGUGUGCGUUGCUAUUUGGAUGCUUCUUCGGAUGAGUCUGACUAAGAAGACAGAGAUCAGUACAAUGGGCUCUGGAACUUCAUCCAGCAGUCACAUGAAGGAAAAUGUCCAUUCGGUCCAGAAAGAGCAGGAGAUUCAUGUUUCAGGGGUGAAGAUAUUCUUUGGGUCUCAAACUGGAACAGCGAAGGGGUUUGCACAAGAUCUUGCCAAGGACGUGGAGACUCUGGGCCUGCCUGCUGAAGUCCAUGACCUGAAGGGUUAUGAUCCGGAUGACAGUCUGCCAGAUGAGACUACAAGCAAAGCUGUUUGUGUGUUCAUCCUGGCUACUUACACAGACGGACAGCCCACAGAGAAUGCAGAGUGGUUCUGUAAGUGGCUGCAGGAAGCAUCGAAUGAUUUCCGAUAUGGCAAAUCAUACCUAAAAGGUGUGAGAUACGCAGUGUUUGGAUUGGGAAACUCUGUUUACGUCGGCCACUACAACACUGUGGGUAAGAAUGUGGACAAGUGGCUGUGGAUGCUGAGUGGCAGCCGGAUCAUGACCCGUGGGCAGGGAGACUGCAAUGUGGUGAAGAGCAAGAGCGGCAGCGUGGAGGGAGACUUCAGGGCGUGGAAAUCCAUGUUCCUGAGCCGCCUGCAGGCUCUUGUGAAGGGAGAGAAGCAAGCUUGCAGUGGGGACUGUAAGAAGGGAAAGUGCAAGAAUAAGAAACACCAGCACAGAGAGGAGAAGGAGCAGAACGCCGGGGCGCAGGAGGAGCACAGUUCAGAGGAGAUUUUUGAGACCAGCAGCGAGGAAGACUCCAGUCACGAGGAAGAAGCCUCUCGGGGAUCUGUGAUUGAUGUUGAAGAUCUGGGAAAUGUCAUGAACCAUAUGAAGAAAAUCAAGAAAAAAAACGAGACCGAGGUCAAGCUGUCGAAGCAGGGUCCCGUGAAAAGCGAGGACGCAGAGGCACGGGAAAUGAUCACACCGGCUCUUCGGGACGCCCUCACAAAGCAAGGUUAUAGGCUGAUUGGAAGUCACUCUGGUGUGAAGCUCUGUCGGUGGACCAAGUCUAUGCUGAGAGGUAGGGGUGGCUGCUACAAGCACACUUUUUAUGGGAUUGAGUCUCACCGCUGCAUGGAAACUACUCCUAGCCUCGCCUGUGCCAACAAAUGCGUGUUCUGCUGGAGACAUCACACUAAUCCAGUGGGCACAGAGUGGCGCUGGAAGAUGGACCAGCCUGAGAAGAUCCUGCAGGAGGCCAUUGAGAACCACCAGAACAUGAUCAAGCAGUUCAGAG